CCCAUCGCCCGGCCGCUGGCGGAUGCCCGUGCGCUCGGAUCGGAAGGGCCCCUUUGUGUGGAUGGGAAGGAUGGAGCCGGAGGAGCAGUGGUGGAAGGGGCAGCUGGCCGGCGACAUCCACCAGGCGCUGAGAGUAAAGGAACUGAAGCUGCCUGUCUACAAGGCUCAUUCACCACAGAUUGGCUUGCGCCGCUAUUUUGCUGACCUCCUCGCCAUUCUGAGCAAUCGCUACCAGCUAUGCCCCACAGCACGUCACCUCGCUGUUUACUUACUAGAUCUCUUCAUGGACCACUACGAUGUUGCAGCAAAGCAACUUUAUGUCAUUGCCCUUUCUUGUCUCCUUCUAGCUAGCAAAUUUGAAGAGAAGGAAGAUCGGGUGCCGAAGUUGGAGCAGCUCAACAGCCUGGGCUUCAUGAAUAGUCUGCAUCUGGUGCUGAACAAACGAGAUUUGCUCCAGAUGGAGCUUCUGUUGCUUGAGACUUUCAACUGGAACCUCUGCAUGCCCACAGCUGCACACUUCAUCGACUACUACCUCUCAGGCUCGGUCCACGAGAGUGACCUCCACAAUGGUUGGCCGCUUACCUCCGUUGCCAAAACCAAAGCCUUCAUGGAAAAAUAUGCCCAUUACUUUUUAGAAGUGUCUCUUCAAGAUCACAACUUUCUGAGUUUUCGUCCAUCACUGGUAGCUGCGGCCUGCAUCACGGCAUCCCGUAUUUGUUUACACAUCAGUCCAUCCCUAACCACUCAUCUUCACCUGCUGACUGGGUAUACGUGGGAGCACUUAACUCCAUGUGUUGAGCUCAUGCUGAUUGCCCAUGACAAUGAUGUCAAAGAAGCCAACAAAACCAAAGGACAGCAGUCAGCAGCUGUGCAGCAGCAAACAGCAGUACAGCAGCAGCAUCUCCACCAAUCCUCACCCCAGCUCCUGUUUCAGCAGGCUCCGUACCAACAUCUAACCCAGAAUGCCUCAUCCCAGCUGGUACAGUUCCAUUCACCUUUGCAACCUCAGGCUUCAAUACAAGCCCAUAGGAGCCAUGUGCAGGGCCGCCGGGCUACCAUUAUCUCAGGAAGUUCUGGCAGCAACUAUACUCUACAGUCAUAUCCAAGUUUGCAGGCCAGUUUACAGCCCACGGUUAGAGCACUGCCUGUUCAGGGACCCAUUGCUAUGCAGGUUGCCAUAACCACAGAGCCCAGACACUGCAUCACUGUGGCUUAUGGUAGUAAUUUUUUAAGUGGACAUCACACAUAUACAACUGGCUGCUUUGACAGAUGACAGUAAUUGCCAACAAGUUAUCUUUCAGCAACCUUCCAAAUUGUUAAGUGCCAUCUACUUCUUGGCCUCAGAAGAAAUGCAAUUUGUCAAUGGAUUGAACUUCUUAUCUUGGAUAUGCAAGAGUGCAUUCACAGUGUAGCUUUUCUCUUUUAAAGUCCCUGUGAUGAAAGAAUGCUCACUAUUUUAGACUCUGUGAAUGCUCCCACUUUGGUAUUCUGGAGGAAUAUUUUUGAGACAAAGUAGUCCAAAGGGAUGUCAGGAAGCCAUAUAAAAUAUUUUGAUAGAUUUGAAGUAAAGAUCUUUUCUUUGUAAAGAGCGUUUUUAAGCUGCUGCCUUAACUCACAUAAAGGUCUGUUAUUACUGUGACAUUUUUAUAUUGUUUACAUGAAAGCUAUCGGGGGCAUGCUUUUUUUUUUACUUGAAGACAAUGCUGUUGCCUCCACUUGUUCUAAUUUAUCGCUGGCUGCCUGUGAUGUUCUGGUAUAUAACCCAGGGAGUAUAGAGACAUUUCCAAGUGCAAUAUGGUUUGUAUCUUAGCUGUAUCUACACUUUAUACUGUUUACAGCACUGUACCUUUUCAUUUUAAUUAACAGGCAAAUCAGUAACAUAGACAUACUGCUCAUAACAGUAGCAGUUGUAACCUUACCAGACAAUGAUUUAUUACUCUCUCAUUUAUGAAUUUUAACGUCAUUUGCAGGGAGGUGUGGGUGGAUGUGGAAUAUCUGAGAGCUGCUUUCAUUGGGAUAGCCUACUGAAAAUUCAGAGUUUAAGAUUAGAGCUAUUUAGGGGAUCGAUUAGUAAAAGAUUAAACGCUUGUUUUUUUUUCCAAUUCAUGACUGUUUGCUUAGUAAAGGGAUCAAGAGAAAGCUGCUGGUUUGUUGAAGGUGCAUCCAAUGAGCUGGCAUGACCAAACUAGGAAAGAGUUGCAUGUACAAAUGCAAGGGUGAACUCAGUAAUUCAAGUCUAAAAAUUCUACAGAAGGGUAAAAGUAUUAGAUAUCUCUCGCAGUCUUGUUGCCAAACAUAAAUGCAUGACAAUUACCUCAGUAACUGGUUUGCAUUUCCGUUCCAUUGCAUUGAAGAUGGCAAAUGACAGUGCUAGAGUAUAGCCACCUUUGCAAGCAAGUUACUUUUUUUGUAAUUUUUAUGUUGAUGUAAAAGAAUCCAGUGGCUUUAACUGCUAAUUUUAAAAAUGCAUGUUUCUGAAAACUUUGCUUGAUUGUCUUAAAUAGACAUUAUUGUAAGCUAACAAAUGAAAAUCAUUUAAGCAGUAAAGUUUUAAUCUCGUAUUAAUUAUAUGUAAAUUAGAACUCAGACCUAACAAACAGCUAGCCAUUUCCUUCAUAAACAUCUUUUGUUUUAGUAACUAUGCAGCAGUUUCAUUUUCAAUGCCCUUUUAUUUAAUUCUCAUGAGAACAGUAGUAUUUGUAUAUGUCUGGCAGUGUAGAAUUGUUUGAAUUUUUAAGUACUCCUAUUUAAGUCAGUAUUACUGAUUGAAGAUGCAAGCUAUUACUUAGUCUGUCCUGCACAAUUUUGUCCCAACCCUAUCACUGUUCAGGUUAGUCCUGGGAAAAAAAAAGGUAGAAAUUAGCCCACACUCCCAUUUCGGGUUACUUCAGGAUUGUACUUAUGUGGACAGAAUGAGUCUUGGCAGUGACCUCUGUGACUGAAUUUCUCACUAAUAGUCCACAUUCAUCCAUGAAGAAUUACUAAAAGGGUUCACAUUUCUGAGUAAGGACAAGGAGAGAACUUUAAAGCUAUAUGUUUUCCUAAUUUGUUUGAUGGUAACCCUAGUUAUGAUUCUGAAUAUGUACCUGAAUAUCUGUAGUUUUCUUCAUCACCGAAUAGAGAAACUUAUUUAAAACGUUCACCAUUUAUCUUUUAAUGCGGUGAAAAAUUUUAGAUUUCUUUAAUGAGUGAAUAGUGCAAUGAUCUAGCUUUAGUUUAAUAUUUACCGUAAGUCUUCUUUCUCUCUCUCCCCCUCCCCCCCCUCCCCCCCACCCUUUGUGUCACAUCAUGACCUGUUCCAAGAAACUGGUCAUUUCCAUUAAUGUUUUGCUGGUGAUUGUGUGGAAGGGAAUAUAAGCAAACACAUACCAAAUAAUUUAAUAACAUGAAGUUUAGUUGAGAGCCGCAGUGGUUUUUGGAAUUGCUUCAAUCUGCAUAAGUUCCACAUCAAGGUCACUCCAGCAUGGAAUACAAAUGCUACUGCUGCAAAUAGUAAAGCAACAGUAUGUUUGCCCAUGUCAGGUUAUUACACAAAAUUCAUUUGGAUCAGUCAUCAAAAGUGAGCGGUUGUUGAUUGAUUUGCCUUCAGCAUGGAGCUUUUCCAUGUGUUGGAGCAGCCAGAGGGAGCGCUCUGAUUUCUGUCCCUUUGCUUGGCUGACAGUACAAUUACAGACAGCUGGAAUUCAUUCAGUGUGCUGUUACGUCACUGCACUUGCCAUCAAAUGUGUGCUAAGUAAGCAGCUUGUACUUUUUAUUAGUAUAGGGAUAGUUUUAAUAUGUCCAGAAAUACAACUUUUGAUAAAUUAUUUAUUUUUUUAAAGAACUUGUUAAAUAUGACACCGGGAUGAGCUUCCAUGAAGAACUUAUUUGAAAACCUCUGAUCAAUUUCUGACCUCAGUCUGCCCAAAGUUUUUGGUUUGUGUGGUGUUUUUUUUUUACAUAAAAUAUUUUUAAACUAAACAAUCUCAAAACAAGUACAUUGAGGGAUGUCUACCCCAACAGAUUUCACAUGUAAUGGUGUUUAAAGUGCCUUCUGCAUUUAGAUAUUGAUACUUUUAACACUUCAUAAAUAUAAAUUGAUGUGAGGCAUAUCAUCAAGCACAUAAUAAACAUCUAUUUUAUUUAGCCUUACAAACUUUUGUUAAUUGGAAUUAGCAUCUUGUGUUGAGAUGUAAAUUAGUUUCACUGUAAGAUGUAUGAUGGGGAGUAUGAAUAAAGCCAUUUUGUAUGGCAUGCCAAUUAGGAAGUUGGGAGUCUUCCACCCAAGAUUUAUUAGAUUUGUUGACUUUAUGUCAAAUGCAGACUUUGUUUGAGACAUUGAGAUGACCAGGCACUGGAAUGAGGAUGUAUUAUGUAUAUGGUGUUAUGCACACAUCCUAUUCAAUAGACACUACAACCAGUAACUUGUUUACUGAGUAGAAGCAGGGUAAUACACGUUGUAUUAGAGAGGAUGGUAUAAUGUAAAAUGCAUUCCACUGAAUUCAUGAAGGGAAUGCUAAGCUUUGAAAAUCCUACAAUGCUAUUAACUAUAUUAAAAAAAAGUGAAAACUCCUGACCAAAAAUGUUGUUAUAGUUCCAUUCUGCUAUACAAAGCUCAUUUUAUUCCUGCUGUUUUAAAGGGAUUUCUUUCAUUUGGUGAUGUUUGCCAAAUAUCCAUGUAUUUUCAAGAGCAGUAAUGCAAGAGUCAGUUACCUGCUGAGUGAUACACUAAUAUUUGCUAGUAUUUAAAUAAAUCUUAGAUCUGGCUAACUGAAGUUUAAAGACAUGACGGAUGUGAAAUUCUGUGUACUUAAAAAAAUAUCAUAAAUAAA
This is a messenger RNA of Mobula hypostoma (lesser devil ray), 4811 nucleotides long. RefSeq names its product cyclin J-like (gene ccnjl). Lineage: Eukaryota; Metazoa; Chordata; Chondrichthyes; Myliobatiformes; Myliobatidae. Gene Ontology annotation, biological process: regulation of cyclin-dependent protein serine/threonine kinase activity; mitotic cell cycle phase transition. The transcript has 5 exons. The record is from RefSeq and is a predicted model, not a curated record. The coding region runs from base 23 to 1273 and encodes 416 amino acids. Gene Ontology annotation, cellular component: cyclin-dependent protein kinase holoenzyme complex; nucleus; cytoplasm. Gene Ontology annotation, molecular function: cyclin-dependent protein serine/threonine kinase regulator activity.